UGCACCACGAGAACAACGUGAAAAAAACGAGGCAGCGAGGUGGCAGGGCUGCUCACGAGCGUACAAGGCGAUAAGAGAAUCUUUUGUGCUCGGAGGCGAGCGUCGCAGGCGUAAUGCGAAGGUUUUGGGAUCGUUCCCCACCUGCGGCAAGUUGUUUUUUCAUCCAUAUUCAUUACCAUUAAUUUAUCAUUUCCUUAAUUAUAUAAGCAUAGUACAAGUAAUUGCCCCUAUGUCCCGGUUUGUUGUUUUCUCGCGACACCUCAGUACGAGGUCUCUUCAAAAAAAAUAUUCGGUAUUAUAUUCCGAUAUACUGAACAAAUUCCACUCGUUUCAAGGCCGUUUUCGGGGCUUGAGAGAAAGGUCCUUCGCGGUCCCCUUAGCGCAUCCAUUGCCUUUUGGUGUCAGACGUGUAUCAGGUUUUUUUUUUUUCUCUCGCAGGUUAAAUGGCCACUGCCGGAAAUGACACGGAAGCCGCUCUGGCGCCUCACGGUGCUAAUGAAGUGAGCUAUCAGCUGGCUGACCUCGAAGGUGCCACAGGCUGCUUCUCUGGAAACGUCAUCAACUACCGUAUGCCUUGCACGGCAACCGAGGCCACGGCGUGCCAGAUUGUCUCCCAUCUUCCCGUAUGGAACGAGUUACUCUGCUGGCUUGAUUUGGAGCUCCGCGAGUUGUCGGAGACCGGAGGGCAACUUGGCCUGGUGGAUUUCCCUAUGACACACGCUGUUUCGUGUAAAUCAGACGACAAACUACAGCAGGCCGUCACUCUGGUGUGCUGGCUGCUAAAGACGCAUCGCUGCGUAGUGUCUGUGCAUAUCCCGAACCCUUGGGACGGUGCGAUAAGCUCGAAAUUGUAUAGAGAUAUAUUUUGGAAAGCACUGCAUGGUAAUUCUUCUAUAAAAUAUAUGACCUUGAAGCAUUGGUCACAGAUCGAAAACGCAAGCUUUUACAAAAUUUACUUCUCUCUGAAAUGCCUCGAGGAACUUGAACUUGGAAGUUUCUCAAGUCAUUUGCAGAUUUCACAAGCAAUUUCGAUGCUUUCCCAAACUACAAGAACGUUGACUAAGCUCCACAUGCCCUUUAUGCCGCGAGUAGAAAGAACUCAAGCGAUGGACUUCUUUGCAGCGCUCAUAGCCAACUCAAGAUUGCGAGAUCUGACGCUGGGGUCCAAUAUAAUUGGAGAAGACCCAACUUCAUUUCUUGGAUUUCUGGCCAGUACCACCACCUUACAACAUUUGAGCGUGUUCGAGUGCUACGGAGUAUUUCGUGACAACACGUUGAAAUGGGUUUUCGAAGGUAUGCUCAAGAACCGCACAGUCUGCAGCUUAGAGGCAAGAGACUUCGUAUUGGAGUCGGAAAGCGUUGAGCUGGGAGCGAGGAUGCUGGCAGAAAACAAUGUUUUGACAAACUUUAAGUUUUUAUCUUGCGUCGCACGCUAUAGUAAUUUACCAACCACACAGCUGAUUCGUUUAGGAAUGCGUGCGGAUAUCGUCACGUGGGCUGAAGCGAUUUCGCAGAACAACGCGCUCCAAUAUGCGACGUUGAGUUUCGGCAUCUGCACAGCUGAGCAAUGGGGAUCAUUCUUCCGUGUUCUGUCGAAACGAAGAAACCUCAAGAUGGUGACCAUUGAUGUGCGAGAAGACGAAUACGGUCACUUGGCCAGUGUCGUCAAGGAUCUUGAAGGAAGCGGCAGUGAAGAGAAAGUUUCUUUCACAGCUCCCUGCGGGCUCGACACAUUGGCACUCUCUGAGUGCAAGCGCUGCUCCGAACUUGAAGCGUAUCUGCCGAACUGCAACGACCUUAACCUUAUUCGAGUUUUUCAGCAGCUUCAUACUUUUUCGCACUUGAAUACUAUGAGCCUGAGAAUAAAUCGGUGGGACAGCACGAUUUCUUUUCUUAUUGCCGAUUACAUAGCAACCACAUCUACGCUCCAAAAGCUCCACAUGCAGUUCAGUAACGCAUAUGUCCCGCCCGAAUCGCUCAAAUGGUGGCCAGCUCUUUCACGGUCGCUACGGCUCAACAGGAGCAUCACUGACCUUGGCAUUGGUGUUGAUGCCGUAUCAUGCGAAGACGUCAUGCUCGUUGCCGAUGCUAUAAUCCAGAGCGCGACGAUCCGAAAGAUCUGCUUACUGCGCUGGUCUUCACCUCCACUUCCCUACUUCACGCGCCACCUGGGCGCCGGCAUAUUAAAGAACCGCACGCUGUGCAGCGCCACCAGCUCGAGGCUUUACGUGCCUUGGGAUAGCGAGUGGGCCGCCGACUGGUUCGCCGUGCGCAACACAGCGCGGAGGAACUCGACAUUUGUGGCCCGAGCAGCUCAAUUCCUGAAGCACGCACGGCGCGACAGGUUAUGCGCCGCAGGUUUGGACCGGGUCUCCCGCCAUCCAGCUCUCGUGGCAGAGCUCGCCCAAGUGUUGUCCGUCGACGAGCCCGAGGCAGCCGACAUGGUACGACAAAAUGCCCGGCGCAUCGAGGGUCUGCACGACUUCAUGCGACUGGCCGGGGUCGUCAAGGAGCAGGUCACGUGCCUGCCACGUCAGGACGGGCGCAUGCAACUGGACGGCCUUAAUCAAGACUGCUGGGCCCGCGUGAGGCGCUACCUGGAGCUGGACGACGUAGGAUGGGAAUACCCCUGUUGCGUGUGCUGAGGUACGCGUGACCGGCGGGAGGUCUUGAUCCCACUUCGCGCAGAGUCAGAGACGAGGAGAGCUUUCGCGGCGGAGAAUUAUUCACGCAAUGUUUGCAUGUUGUCGUAGUCAUUAGGAGCGAGACAAACAGUGAAGCUUCAAGCUCCUUAAAUAACACCCCUCAGACCCCAGAUUCCUCAGACAGUCCCUAAGGACGAACCGAGGUCGAGAGAGAGGGAGAGACGCUCCCUGGCUCCUUUACGGAAAGGACAAGUCGUACGAGUGCGCGGAGACCGAUGGGAUACCAAAGCCAGAGUGAUGCGAGCGGAGCAACCAAGGUCCUACCGAGUAGAGACAGAAGACGGCAAAAUUCUGCGUCGGAACCGGCAGCACCUUCUUGCGACAGCCGAACCUUUCAGCAUGGAGUCAUCCACCGGAGACUCCACGGACGACGAAAGCGACAACGACGGCAUUGUAAACGAACAUACGUCGUCAAACGGAGGUGCACCGGCGAUAUCAAAUGAGACAACCCGCUUUUGAGGAGAUCAACACGGCAAAGAAGACCACCACAGCGCCUCCAAUACGGCAGCAAUUUUAAGCAAUGUUCGUAACCCCUCGCAAUACCUUUCGAUAAUAUUUUCACUUUCGUGUUUAUACAGAAAAGAGGAUGUAUCGUAUUUUAUAAAGGCAUACACAUCAUGUUCAACUCGGCAUUACUGCGCAUGCCCACUAACGAUCGAACCAACGAACAUGCCCUCGAAAGCUAUCUUAAACGUGUUUCCUCUCCUACCCACAACGUAUAUAUAGUUGAGCAAAUAAAGCAACGGGGCUCUGUGUUGACUGACACUUG
Dermacentor andersoni is the source of this 3474-nucleotide messenger RNA. RefSeq lists its product as uncharacterized. The record is from RefSeq and is a predicted model, not a curated record. NCBI's taxonomy places the organism in Eukaryota, Metazoa, Arthropoda, Arachnida, Ixodida, Ixodidae.